Messenger RNA from Panicum virgatum (switchgrass), 2034 nucleotides. Its product is annotated as protein MOS2-like. The coding region runs from base 90 to 1406 and encodes 438 amino acids. The record is from RefSeq and is a predicted model, not a curated record. Gene Ontology annotation, molecular function: nucleic acid binding. NCBI's taxonomy places the organism in Eukaryota, Viridiplantae, Streptophyta, Magnoliopsida, Poales, Poaceae. Gene Ontology annotation, biological process: mRNA splicing, via spliceosome. The transcript has 4 exons. Gene Ontology annotation, cellular component: spliceosomal complex.
AUCGCCCACGGCCCACACGACGCGCUUCCUCCAUCAAACAGGCACGCAUUUUGCCCGGAUCGCUCGCUUCCGCCGCCGCCGCCGCUGCCAUGGAGAAGGAGAAGAAGCUCUCGUUCUCCAUCUCCUCCUCCAAGCAGCGGCCGCCCAAGCCUCCCUCACGCCCCGCGGCCGCCGCGGACGACGAUGACGCUGGCCCACGGUCCGCGUCCGCCCCUGCCCAGCAGUUCGUCACCGAGUUCGACCCAUCCCAAACCCUAGCCGCCUCCGGCGCGCCGCGCGCCGUCAUCGCGCCGCUCCCCAACUCCGGCAACUUCCUCACCCACCGCCCCCGCAAGCCGUCCUCGCUCCCCACCCCCGAAGAGGAGGCCGCCCUCGCAGCGGAAUCCGGCGGCGGGGGACCCUCGUUCGUGCUCGACACCUCCAACGCCCCCGCCGACCCAUCAUCCAACAUCCCUUACGGCCUUACCCUCCGCAACGGCGCCACCGAGACCGCCGCUGCCAAGGAAUCGGAGAAGGCGUCACCACCGACACCGCCUCCGGCUCCUCCAGCCGCAGCUGAUGCCACCCCGGCCGGCGAUCUCAUGCUGCGGCGGUACAAGGAGGACAUGGCUAGCCUUCCGGACCACCGUGGCAUUGAUGAGUUCAACGAGAUGCCUGUGGAGGGAUUCGGCGCAGCGCUACUGGCUGGAUACGGCUGGACAGAGGGUAAGGGUAUUGGUAGGAACAAUAAGACCGGGGAUACCAAGGUUGUUGAGUACGACCGCCGUGCUGGUACACAGGGGUUAGGCUACAACCCCUCCGAGGUUGACCCUCGCAAGACCCGCUCUGGCGACUGGAUUGUUGGCGAGAAGAAGGCGUCUGAGAAUGGGUCUGCGAAGAAGAGGGACAGAGAUAGUAGAGAUAGGAUGGAUGAUAGUGAUUCUAGCGCCCGGAAGAAGAGAUCAGGUGAGCAAAGGGCUGAGAAGGAGGCCCGUGGAAAGGAGAGGAAUGGACAGGAUAGCCGAGAAGGCACAAGUAAUGGCAAUGAUACUCGUAGCAAGGCCAUCCGGUGGUUACAGAGCCAUAUCAGGGUUCGCGUAGUUAGCGAGAAGUUGAGUAAGAGGCUGUACUUGAUGAAGGGUAAGGUCGUGGAUGUAGUAGGACCAACAACAUGUGACAUUAUGAUGGAUGAUGGAUCACUGGCGCAGGGGGUUGAACAGGAUAUGCUUGAAACUGUACUUCCACGGACAAAUGGGCGAGUUCUCGUGCUCUAUGGGAAGCAGAAGGGUAUGUAUGGGCACCUGGUUGAGAAGAAUUCUGUAGAGGAGAUUGGACUGGUGGAGGAUGCAGAUACAAAAGAUAUAGUGCGAAUUAGAUAUGACCAGAUGGCAGAAUACACUGGAGACCCAGAGCUCCUUGGCUACUGAUUAAUUUCUUUUUGAGCAAAUAUUUGCUUACCAGGAGCUCAUCCACUGUGUUAGGUACAUUUCUUGCUGUUACAUGAAGGUUUCUAACCUUGGAUCAAUUCAACUAUGACCUGCAUGUGAAACAUUUGGAUCAAUUCAACGACCACCUGCAUCUGAAACAUAAUGAAAGAACAACCCUGAAUAUGUACAGUCGAUGCUCCUAUUAUUCCUGCAGCUUAAGGGGAAAGUGGAAAUGAGAUACAUUCCUAUAGCUGAAUUCAAACAACAAUAUCACAUCAAAUUAUUGAGAUGUCAAGUUAGGAUCCUAUUCCUACGUGCUGCUGAGGUAUCGAUUUUACAUCGUUCAUAUAUGCUAAGCAUAUCGAAGGUAUGAAAUUUUGUACUUGUAGCUGUUGCAUUCUUGUGGCCAAAUCUGGAGGCCCAACCUUCUCGUGCGGAAACAGUUUGCGUUCCUCUCUCGGUGCUGGCUGGGCAGAUUUAGUAUCGAACGAAUUAACCGGCCAAAAUGGCCCGACAAACUCCCACGGGCCACGGCCCAUUUUGUGUAGGUUCGAUCGAUCGGUUGCUUCGUUCCUCUGGCUCUCUCGGUGCUGGGUCAGCCGAUGUCGGGGCUCACGCGCCAGCGCCC